CACUGAUAGGCAGCACUGACAGGCGUCACUGACUGGCACUGAUGCGCGCUGAUAGGUGACACUGACUGGCACUGAUGGGUGACAUUGAAAGGCAGCUCAGAUGGGCACUGAUAUGUGGCAUUGAUGUGCACUGGUAUGCACUGAUAUGUGGCAUUGAUGUGGCACUGAUGGGCACUGACAGGUGGCACUUCUGGGGCCACACUUAUCAUCAGGGUACACUGAUCAUUAGUGCCCUGAUGAUCACUGUCAGCGUGACCGCUCGAGAGGAGAGAAAUGCUAAUAACCAGCAUUUCCGUGUUUACAUGUAAUCAGCUGUGAUUGGACACA
Staurois parvus is the source of this 327-nucleotide messenger RNA. The record is from the annotation of a GenBank genome assembly. Lineage: Eukaryota; Metazoa; Chordata; Amphibia; Anura; Ranidae.